AUGGGAUCGAGCGCACGAGGCAAGUCGAAAAAUGAAAGAUUUGGCUUCUUCUCAUCCUUGAUCGAUGAUCCAGAGACCGACGACGAGCUAAGAUCUCUUGCUCUCGAAGACUUAAAAAGUAGCGACCGUACUUUGCCAGCCAUAUCGAAGACCCUGAAAAACUCCCUUGUUCCUCGCCACCCCUUUGCAGAUCUUCCCUGCCUACUCGAAAUCCGCCCCGGCGCAGGUGGAGACGAAGCUGGGCUUUUUGCUUUCGAGCUUUUGAGGAUGUACACUGCAUUUUGUACUCGACGUGGCCUGCGGUCCAAUGUGAUCAAGCUCGACGUGCAAGACGGGCCUACAGAUGAUCGCCUGAGCGAAGCAGUCGUAGAGAUCGACGCAAACGGAGCGUAUGAUCUUUUGAGAACUGAGUCUGGGGUCCACAGGGUGCAGAGAGUGCCGGCCACGGAGACCAAGGGUCGUACCCAUACAAGCGCGGUCAGCGUGAUGGUUCUUCCCAACUUCCCUGAGGCAGGGGCCGGUAUGGACAAUGCCUUAAAUUUCGACGACCCAAACAGUGAUUACUAUGUUGAUCCCCAGGAAGUCCGCACCGAGAAGAUGCGCGCGAGCGGAGCCGGAGGUCAGCAUGUAAACAAGACAGAGUCAGCUAUCCGGUUGACUCAUAUACCCACUGGAAUUGUCGUUUCAAUGCAGGAUUCCCGGUCUCAGCACGCGAACCGGAAAAAGGCAUGGCAAGUGCUACGAGCAAAAUUGGCCGAGGCUAGACAAGAAGCUCGUGAGCAGGAACUCGUUGAGCUGAGAAGAGGUGUUCUUGGAGGCGUUGCUCGAAUGGGUCGUGGUGACAAAAUCCGCACAUACAAUUAUGGACAGAGUCGUUGCACUGACCACCGUAGCGGCAUUACAGUGCACAAUCUGGACAAUGUUCUUGAUGGUGGCGAAAGUCUUGAGACUAUAAUGGAUAGUGUCAGAACCUGGCUGGCUGAUCGGGAGAUAGCAGCCAUAUCUGCAGAAGAUUCGAUAAAUGCCGUCGGGGAGUAA
Molecule: messenger RNA, 1038 nt
Organism: Aspergillus pseudoviridinutans
Lineage: Eukaryota; Fungi; Ascomycota; Eurotiomycetes; Eurotiales; Aspergillaceae
Product: putative mitochondrial translation release factor (RF-1)
Exons: 2
Coding region: 1-1038 (345 amino acids)
Biological process (GO): translational termination
Molecular function (GO): translation release factor activity
Source: RefSeq, a predicted model, not a curated record